Messenger RNA from Rubroshorea leprosula, 2360 nucleotides. NCBI's taxonomy places the organism in Eukaryota, Viridiplantae, Streptophyta, Magnoliopsida, Malvales, Dipterocarpaceae. The record is from the annotation of a GenBank genome assembly.
UAAUUGAUUUGCUCUCUUCUCUUCUCUUCUCUUCUCCUGCGCCACAGUAUGGAGGAUGAUCGCAACUUUGUUUCUCUGCCACCGUCUCCUUCCUUGGCCUUCAUUCAUGGCAAUGAUAAUGAGAUUUUGACCUUAUGCCCAAUAUCCAAAGGUGGAGAUCCCGUUGAGAAAAACACACCUCAUGACCUGCUCAACAAAGGCAUAGGGGAUUGCUUCUAUGGUUGGCUAGUCGUGUGGGAUGAAGAAGGGAUUCGCUACUCUCUCUGGAGUCCUGCUCAGACCAUACACUUACCUGCUCUGACUUUAAAGCCUGAACAAGAAAUUGAUCACAAAAUAUUGACUUCGCCUCCAGGAAAUCCAGAUAGUAUGCUAAUACUAUUUGAGACAACAGGCCCAUCCUUUAUCUAUUGUAAUGUUGGCGAUGACCAGCAGUGGAAGGAGCAGGGCGUCUCUCCUGAGUUUAUGGGGCAUUAUUUUUUCAAUCCCAUCAUCUGUAAUGGAAAGAUAUAUUGUGAAGUUUUUCAAAGGCUGGACCAAUUAGGCUUGAUUGAUAUCAAGUCCGAUUGCCUGUCCUUUAGUUUAAUAGACCCCGGUUUUGUCAAUGUUCCUUGGGAAUUUCGGAGAACAUACAUGGUGGAAUCCUGCGGGGAGAUAUUUAAUAUUUAUUUGCUGCUUAAUGGGUAUCUUAAUAUAGGAUGUGCAUCGGAGGAAGUAAUUGGUGUGCAUGUUUAUAAAUUGGAUUUAUCCCGAAAGGAAUGGGAGAGGGUACACAGUUUCAAGGACAGAGCAUUCUUUCUAGGAACUUCUACUUGUUCCAAGUUUUCUUGGCCUGCAACUCAACCAGGAAUCAAAGGCAAUCAUGUUUAUUUUCAAUUACGCUGUGAUGUUAGCCUAUAUUCUUACAACAUGGAAGAUGGGACUAUUUUGUCUUCUAUACCUUGUCCGAAUUUAUUACCAGAACAAUGCAGUGCAUCUUUCUGGGUCAUGUCAGACUUGAGGUUAAUGAAGGAUGCAGAAGAUGAGAUGAACUCCAACUCAGAUGAUACAGGAAGGGAGAUAAAGUCCAACAGUAGAGAAAUUGUGAAGCAUUCAGCAGUUGAGGAAGGAGCGUUUGGCAGGCUUCUUCCUUCAGAGAUUCUAGCUCAGAUUGCAAGAUUCCUAAUUAGAUUAGAAGACUAUAUGAGUUUUCGGAGUAUCAACACUACGUUCCAAUUGGCAGCCCCUCUAACCGAGUGGAGGAGAGAUUUUUCUCUUCCUUGGCUCAUGUUUAGGGGAGUAGGUGACAGAAUUUGGAAUUUCGUUGAUCUGCUAGUUGAGGAAAGAUAUAUCAUGGCUCAUCCUAAUAACAAAUUCGAAGACGCUACUAUGUGUUUUUCAAAGGGAGGUUGGUGUGUGAUGUUACACGGUGAAGACUCUAUCUUCCUUUGGAACCCUUUUUCCAAGAAAAUCAUACCGCUUCCAAAUAUACAAAUUCCAAAUUUGCAAACCCACUAUAUUUGCGAUAGGCAUUCUGUUAUUGGCGGUGGUUUCUCCUCUUCUCCAGACUCUUCAGAAUCAGAUUGUACAAUAGUUUUGCUCUUUAACUUAUGGUCCGAAUAUCGCAUUAACUUCAUCAAUUUAGGUGGUGAUGAAUGGAAAAGUUAUUCGUUCAAGACUAAUUUAGAACUCAUCACAUUGGGUAGAGAGAGUUAUCCUGUAUUGUACAAUGGAGCUUUCUACUUUCUUGAUCUGAAGGGGAAUUUAGGAGUGUAUAGACAAGUAGAUGAGGAAGGAGAUGAAGAUGGAGAAGAAGAAGAAGAAGAGGACAACGAAGAAGAAGAGGAAGAGGACGAUCAUGAAGUUCUUGAUCAUGUGGUUCAAUGUCCUUGCGAGUCCUUUCACCAAAAGUUUUUAAUAGAAAGUGAUGGUGAACUUCUCUCAGAAGAGGAAGAAGAAGAAGAAGAAGAAGAAGAGGAAGAGGACGAUCAUGAAGUUCUUGAUCAUGUGGUUCAAUGCCCUUGCGAGUCCUUUCACCAAAAGUUUUUAAUAGAAAGUGAUGGUGAACUUCUCUCAGUUUUUGUGGGGAUGUUAGGAAAAUGGGUCAAAAUUUUCAAGUUCAAUGAGUCCGAGAGAGUUUGGAUUGAAGUUGAAGAUCUUGGAAACUACACACUUUAUCUCAGUCGUUAUUCAUCCUUCUCCACCAUAGCAUCUCCAGGACUGCAAAACAGAAUUUUUUUCCCAAGAUUCCAUGGCAAGAGUAGUGUAUAUUACUCUCUUGAAUCAAAAAAGCUUCAUCCUUACGGUACUGAGGACGUCUUGGAGAACUUUUAUGGUACAAGAGAACAGGUCUUAUGUGCGUGGAUUAAUCCCCAAUUUUAAAA